This is a messenger RNA of Scutellospora calospora, 441 nucleotides long. NCBI's taxonomy places the organism in Eukaryota, Fungi, Glomeromycota, Glomeromycetes, Diversisporales, Gigasporaceae. The record is from the annotation of a GenBank genome assembly.
AUGAAUCUUGUUGUUAUUCCAUCAAGUUGCACUUCAAAAUUACAACCUUUAGAUGUUGCAAUUAAUAAAAGUUUCAAGUCUAAAGAAUAUUACAAUACAUGGAUAUCAUCUAUGAUUCAUACUUUUAUGCUAUCAGGUCAUAUUAAAAGACCUUCAUACUCAACUGUAGCAACUUGGGUUAGAGAUUCAUGGAAUAGAAUUGAUACAGAUCUUAUUAGAAGAUCGUUUAAAUAUUGUGAGAUCUCGAUACAAACUGAUAGUUCUGAGGAUGAUAUGCUCUUUGACUAUAAUAGUUUGUUAGAACAAAAUGAGGAUAUAGAUGUUGAUGAUAAUGAAUAUAGCAAUAAAUAUUCUGAAGAUGAUGAAUAUAGAAAUGAAUGGAAUAUUAUACAUGAUAGCUAUAAUAACAAUGCUGAUGAAGAAAACAACAAUAAUAAGUGA